GGGACAGCAUGAGAGAAGGAAAAAGAAACAGGGAGACAGAGAGAGAAUAUCAAAGAUAUUAAGGAUGGAGCUAUGGAGAACACACUCCAUCUGGCAACCAUGACAACCGAGGCAAGUGAACACCAAACACGGUGGCUAGAAACGGGAGAAUAUGGAACGGAAGAAAAUGGCAAGAGCAGCUCAGAAUGGCCACCACUAUGAAGAAGGAUACUUCUUUCCUUUAACCCAAAUUGUUUGUGGUGGAUUUCUUUUUAUCGUUCUGCUUUUUUUGACUGUUUUUUUCUAGUUACUCUGGAGUGGUGAGGAGGUGUGAGGGUGAAUUGAAUGCUUUCUUUUGCUGGCUGACACAGAGUGCUUCCAUCAUUCGCAGGGAGAAAUAUGAAGAGCUUUACUUAGAAAUACUCCUACCUUGAUGGGGUCUUUGAUGGAUUCCCUGAGGGGGGCUUGAACCCACUAACACCAGAUGUUUCCCUUUUGGAAUAAACAAGCCAAACUGGAAAUCCAAACUCAUUCUCUUCAAAACUGCACUGAAAAUCCAAAGAGGUGAACCAUGUAAAGCUAAUAUCUUUGGCUUGCUGAGAUCUCAAGUUCUCAUGAACCCCAUGGCGCAGCUGUACUACAAGAAGGCGAGCUAUUCGCCGUACCGUGACCGGAUACCACUGCAGAUUGUGCGGGCUGAGGCUGAGCUGUCAGCAGAGGAGCGUGCCUACCUAAGUGCAGUGGAGAAGGGGGACUAUGCAGGUGUAAAGAUGGCCCUUGAACAGGCAGAGAUCUACUACAAUAUUAAUGUUAACUGCCUGGACCCGCUAGGACGCAGUGCCCUUCUAAUUGCAAUUGAGAAUGAGAAUCUGGAGGUAAUGGAGCUGCUGCUGAGUCAUGGUGUACAUGUGGGAGAUGCUUUUCUCUACGCCAUCCGCAAGGAGGUGGUGGGUGCAGUGGAACUGCUACUAUCCUACAGGAAACCCAGUGGUGAAAAACAGGUACCUGCAUUUAUGAUGGACACCCAGUUCUCAGAAUUCACACCUGAUAUCACGCCCAUCAUGCUGGCUGCACACACCAACAAUUACGAGAUCAUCAAACUACUUGUUCAGCGCAAGGUCACCGUGCCACGGCCACACCAAAUCCGCUGUGACUGCGUCGAAUGUGUAUCCAGCUCAGAGGUGGAUAGUCUGCGACACUCACGUUCCCGACUUAACAUCUACAAGACACUGGCAAGUCCUUCCCUCAUUGCUUUGUCCAGCGAGGAUCCUAUCCUCACAGCGUUCCGUCUAGGAUGGGAGCUGAAGGAGCUCAGCAAGGUGGAGAAUGAAUUUCGGCAGGAGUAUGAGGAGUUGUCACAGCAAUGCAAGCUUUUUGCUAAAGACUUACUGGACCAAGCAAGAAGUUCACGUGAGCUAGAGACUAUCCUUAACCAUCGUGAUGACCACAGUGAAGAGCUGGACCCUCGAGAAUGCAGAGACCUCGCCAAGCUCAAGCUGGCAAUCAAGUACCACCAGAAAGAGUUUGUGGCUCAGCCAAACUGCCAGCAGCUACUGGCCACGCUGUGGUAUGAUGGCUUCCCUGGAUGGCGGCGACGUCACUGGGUGGUGAAGUUGAUCACAUGUUUCACAAUUGGCCUACUUUUCCCUGUCUUUUCCAUCAUCUACCUACUGGCACCAAAGAGCACACUUGGUCUUUUUAUCAAGAAACCCUUCAUAAAAUUCAUCUGUCAUACUGCGUCAUACUUGACCUUCCUCUUCCUCCUGCUCUUGGCCUCACAGCACAUUGUGCAAACUGACCUACAUGUUCAGGGUCCACCUCCCACCAUCGUGGAAUGGAUGAUCUUACCCUGGGUUCUGGGCUUUAUUUGGGCUGAGAUCAAAGAAAUGUGGGAUGGAGGCUUUAAUGAAUAUGUUCAUGAUUGGUGGAACCUGAUGGACUUUGCUAUGAACUCUCUCUACCUAGCCACCAUAUCUCUCAAGAUGGUGGCCUACUUUAAGUACAACAGCUCCCGUCCUCGUGAAGAGUGGGAGAUGUGGCACCCAACACUAAUUGCAGAGGCGUUGUUUGCCAUUGCCAACAUCUUCAGUUCGCUUCGGCUCAUCUCACUUUUCACAGCCAAUUCGCACCUGGGCCCAUUGCAGAUCUCACUGGGCAGAAUGUUGCUUGAUAUCCUCAAGUUCCUCUUCAUUUAUUGCCUGGUGCUUUUGGCUUUUGCAAAUGGUCUUAACCAGCUCUAUUUCUACUAUGAAACUGAAGCAGCUGAAGAGCCAAACCACUGCAAAGGCAUCCGCUGUGAGAAGCAAAACAAUGCUUUCUCCACGUUUUUUGAGACACUUCAGUCACUCUUCUGGUCUGUGUUUGGUCUGCUCAGCCUGUAUGUAACCAACGUCAAAGCUCGGCAUGAGUUCACUGAAUUUGUUGGUGCCACAAUGUUCGGCACUUACAACGUCAUCUCUCUGGUGGUGCUGCUUAACAUGCUCAUAGCUAUGAUGAACAAUUCCUAUCAACUCAUUGCCGAUCACGCUGAUAUUGAGUGGAAGUUUGCCCGCACCAAGCUGUGGAUGAGCUACUUUGAUGAGGGAGGGACACUUCCGCCGCCAUUCAAUAUUAUUCCCAGUCCCAAGUCGAUGUGGUACCUGUGUGUAUGGCUGCACAGCCAUUUUUGUGGUGAAGAACAGCCUACUCCUGAGGAGCAGCACAAACACGACAACCUCAAAGAGUUCACGGAACGGCACGCUGACAGCCUCAUUCAGAACCAGCAGUAUCAGGAAGUGAUUAAAAAUCUGGUGAAGCGAUAUGUGGCCGCCAUGAUCCGCAGAACCAAAACUGACGAAGGGCUGACUGAAGAAAACUUUAAGGAGCUGAAACAGGACAUCUCAAGUUUCCGUUAUGAGGUCCUGGACCUGCUGGGCAACCGCAAGCCACCACGCCGCACAUACUCCUCAAGCAGUGAGGCCACACAACCUGAAGCUGAGCAAGAUGAUGAUGAGGAAGACACACAGAAGAGGAACAGAGGAGCAAGGCAUGGAAGAAAUGCACAGUCAAGUUCCAUUUCAUUUGGCCAAGCAGACAAGAGAAAGCGUGAUGGCCAGUUUACCGUUACAGCUCUUUUCCGUUCUAUGGCAGGUCUUGAGGAUUUAGAUGAUGGGCCAAAAAGCAAUGGGUUGAAGAAAAACAGGUGGUCUCCUUCAUCUUUCAUGAGGACAAGUGGUCGCUUGCGGCACUUCCCACGCUCAAAGAAAAACUCACUGCGCCGUUUGGGAUCACUCUUUCGUCGUGUGAAUGGACACAUUGUUGAGUCACACCUGAGGAGUCCUAAACAGCAACAAACCUUUAGCAUUUCAGAUGGAGUUUUGCAACCCCCAACAUCCUGGCAGGACCCCCAAGCACAGCCAGAAAACUGGCUUACAAGAAGCAGCAUGCACUUGCACACGCUUGAAGGAGAAUCUGGUGCAAGACACAAGAAUCAAACACAGUCAGGGCCCCAGCAGGCAAAGGACGCAGACAACCUCCUGCUGAGGCCCCCUGGCCUACACUGUGCUUCCAGUCUGACUGCGUCCAGUUCCCUUUUGCUUUCGUCCAGUGAGGAUCUGUGUCAGGGUUUGCCAGGGCCCUGUGAGAGCCUUGACUCCUAUUGGGAACAGGAGGACUCAAUCACCACACAACUCUAAAUGAGCAAGGCAGGCCUGCCAUUACUAUAUUCAUAUUUCUAUAUAGGCAAUGGACAUCUAUUGUACAUAUAUUCGCUUUUAUUAUAUCAACUUAUAAUUAGCAAAUAAGUAGUCUUUAAAUACUGUAUUGAGAAUGUUAAUGAUUCAGUUUCAGCAAUAUGGGAGCACAUUUGAAAUAAUGACUCCUCUAAUGCAAUGCUUUCUUUUUGUUACAAGUACACACCAAAUGUCAUUUGCACACAUCCUUUAAAAACAAUACAUACAGCUAUUAACACAUUAUUCAUGUUAUUUAUUUACAUUUACAUUAAGGCAUUUGGCAGACGCUCUUAUUCAGAGUGACUUACAAAAAAGUGUUUUGAAGUUUACAUCACUGGAUAGAUACUUACACUGGGUUACUAACUAAGUGCCAUCAGUCAAGCACAA
Clarias gariepinus (North African catfish) is the source of this 4076-nucleotide messenger RNA. RefSeq names its product transient receptor potential cation channel, subfamily C, member 5a (gene trpc5a). The transcript has 11 exons. Gene Ontology annotation, biological process: regulation of cytosolic calcium ion concentration; manganese ion transport; calcium ion transmembrane transport. The record is from RefSeq and is a predicted model, not a curated record. NCBI's taxonomy places the organism in Eukaryota, Metazoa, Chordata, Actinopteri, Siluriformes, Clariidae. Gene Ontology annotation, molecular function: inositol 1,4,5 trisphosphate binding; protein binding; store-operated calcium channel activity. The coding region runs from base 594 to 3653 and encodes 1019 amino acids. Gene Ontology annotation, cellular component: membrane; cation channel complex.